This is a messenger RNA of Mizuhopecten yessoensis (Yesso scallop), 14464 nucleotides long. RefSeq names its product calpain-D-like. NCBI's taxonomy places the organism in Eukaryota, Metazoa, Mollusca, Bivalvia, Pectinida, Pectinidae. The transcript has 13 exons. Bases 85 to 2667 code for a protein of 860 amino acids. Gene Ontology annotation, molecular function: calcium-dependent cysteine-type endopeptidase activity. Gene Ontology annotation, biological process: proteolysis. The record is from RefSeq and is a predicted model, not a curated record. Gene Ontology annotation, cellular component: cytoplasm.
GGACAUGCGCAGUCGCUUCUAACUCUGGUGACAGGCGUUGACUACAGAGCAGAAAGCAGAAGACGAAACUCGUAGGGCUUAAACAUGAGCGAGGCAGCACAUGCAAGGUCAGUGAAAUGGACCUGUCAACACUGCACUUUGCAAAACGAGAACUUCCGGAAACGAUGUGCAGCAUGUCAUCAUGAACGAAUUCAUACUGAAAUAUUAAUAGCGGAGAGAGGUCACACCGUUCGGGGAUGGACGUGCACCAAUUGUCACUAUGACAACACCAUGCAUGUCCAAUCAUGUAACAACUGUCACAAACGAAAUAAACCGUUAGCAAGAUUAGUAUCUCAGGAGGAAUAUUUCAACGUUGACAAAUGGCAUUGUAAAUUUUGUGCUUUUAUGAGCCCUGAAACUCUACAUAAGUGUGAAAUAUGUGAUAAUCCGAGGGAUUGGCAGGCGAGCAAUAGUGGAACUCAGGAGGAUGUUUCUGGAGUUGAUUGCGGAAAGAAGAAAGAAAAGCAUGAUAAAAUAACAGUCGAUAGAGGAAACAAUAAGGACAAUGGCAAAGGGACAAAUACAGAUAAAGAAAAGCAAAAGAAGAAUUCUGGACCAAGUGCCCACAAAGAUCGCGCGAAACAUGCAGAUGCUGCGGAGACCGAUGAUCACUGGCUAUGUAAAACUUGCACGUUUCUGAAUAGUAAGUUAAUGGAAAAAGAAUGUGAAAUGUGUGAAAGUGUUCGUCCAUCGUCGGUUGUCCAGAAGCCACCUAUCCCCCGAUCGGCAAAGAGACAGCGACUUCAACAACAAGAGAGUGUACGGGUUGUAGACCUGCAAAGGAGAGAAGAAACUGAUGCUUUGAAGAGAUGGACAAGUAUCACAAAGUACUGUAGAGAGAGAAAAACCAAGUUUACUGAUAAGAGUUUCCCUCAUGACAUAACAUCGCUGUUUGUGAAACCAAGGAAAGAGGGAAGUAACCCACAAUGGCGUCGUUGUAAUGACAUCUCUUCAGGCAAUCCACAUGAGAAAUGGCUGGUUUAUCAAGAGAAACCCGUCCCAGACGAUAUCGAGCAAGGCUAUUUAGGCAACUGCUGGUAUCUCAGCGCUCUUGCAGUACUAGCGGAGCGAAAGGAGUUAAUGGAUAAAAUCAUACUCACCAAAACGUUUUGUCCGGAGGGUGCCUACCAUGUACGGUUAUGUAAAGAUGGCUGCUGGAAAAUAGUCCUGGUCGACGACGCGUUUCCAUGUGAUCCUAACAAUCGUCUGUUGUACUCAAAGUGUAAACGAAAACAAUUAUGGGUUCCCCUGAUCGAGAAAGCCGCCGCUAAGCUAUUUGGUUGCUAUGAGGCAUUGACAGCAGGGUACACUGUUGAGGCUCUAUCUCUUCUAACUGGUGAACCCUGCGAACGCAUCAACUUUCAAGAUUCAGAGGAGGGCGAUAAAGAGACAGACAGGGUGCUCGUCUGGUCAAAGCUGGUGAAUGCUAGGGAAUCAAAAUUUCUCAUGGGCACGGCCUGUGGAUCUGGUAAGAAGGAAGAUGUUGAUGAAGAUCACUUUAAGAAGAUGGGUCUCAUAACAUUUCACGCCUAUUCACUGCUGGACGCACAGGAUGUUCAGGGAAAUCAAUUGGUGAGGGUACGAAACCCGUGGGGACGAGAAUCGUGGAACGGGGACUGGUCUGACCAGUCUCAGAGAUGGUCAAGCAUCAACAGCUCCUCGAAAAAAGCACUCAACCCCACGCAAAACCAAAACGGAAUAUUCUGGAUUUGCCUCGAGGAGUUUAUGAAAUACUUUUACAGUGUUGACAUCUGUAAGGUGAGGUCAGACUGGAACGAGGUUCGAAUAAAAGGAGUCUUCCCUCCAAAUGCCGGGAAACCAUGGAAGUUUAUCAACCUGGCCAUAAUGGAGAAAACACAGUUGGACAUCGGACUUUUCCAGAAAAGUUACAGGGGACAAAAAGGACCGGAGAAUACAUUGGAUCUGUUUAUUGUCGUGAUGGAGAACGAUAUGGGUGGUCCUAGACUGUUCAAGAGAGUGGUAGCAACGAGCCGAAGGUCCCAACACAGCUUCGUAGGGUGUGAGGUAGACCUACAUCCUGGCUACUACACAAUUGCAUGUCUGGCAUUCAAGCACUGGAAAACCGCUGACCACAGUGGACGUCCACCAAUGGAUGAUGAGCACCUCAGCCGGGAUUUCCUUCUGGCCAUUCACAGCUCGCGGAUGAUACUUUCGGAGGAGAUAGACAGCCAAAUCCCUGACUAUAAUACCGCCCUCGCUGACGUCAUCAUCCAAACAGCGAUUCAAAAAGGGAAACGAAAUAAGCUUGACAAAGAUGAGUUUGUGAGGUAUGAACUGUGGUGGCAUGGCGUCAUUAUUGUCCUAGAAAACAAAAGUCCAAAGAAUUAUAUCAGUUACAAGUGCGAUACAUCUAACAGCUCGUACCUGCUAUCCACACGGGGCACCUUUGUUACUUUAGAUUGUCUGCCACCCAUGCACAGACAGGUGAUAGCAGUAUUAACACCACACGACGCAAAGAUUGGAUGGUCAUCGUCUUGUCAGUUUACGUCCAGUGUGAGGACCAAACCUGGUCUGCACCCACAAUUGGGUGGUCCGACGGGAAAGAAUAACCUUCCAGAAAUAACGUCACAAUUAAUGGCCCUACAUGGACCUCGUCCAAUUUUAUGAUUGAUUACAUGGUACAGUACCAAAAGAAAGAGUCGAUUGACGUAUAAAUAGGACAGAUCCUGAGGACAACACACAUACCUCAGCCGAUAUAUAUAUUUCACCAAUUACAAGUUAUAUGAAAAACAUAAGGUGACGAACGCUAACAAUUCCUCGACAAGUUAUUUAUAACACCGUCAUAAUAUGACACUAUAGUUCUCCUCGGCUAAGGUAGGCCGAGAAUGUUCUGCCAGAGAAGAAACCGUCAUAUCAUCACAUAAAGAUCAGUUAUGAUAAGUUAACUGAGGGUGUUCUUUAAAAAUGUAGCCGUUAUAUCAUCACAUAAAGUUCUGCUAUGAUGUGUUAACUGAAGGUGUUCUGUCGGAAAUGUAGCCGUUAUACCAUCACAUAAAGUUCUGCUAUAAUUUGUUAACUGAAGGUGUUCUGUCGGACAUGUAUUCGUUGUACCAUCACAUAAAGUCCUGCUAUUAUUGUUAACUGAAGGUGUUCUGUCGGACAUGUAACCGUUAUACCAUCACAUAAAGUUCUGCUAUAAUUUGUUAACUGAAGGUGUUCUGUCGGACAUGUAACCGCUAUACCAUCACAUAAAGUCCUGCUAUUAUUGUUAACUGAAGGUGUUCUAUCGGACAUGUAACCGUUAUACCAUCACAUAAAGUUCUGCAAUAAUUUGUUAACUGAAGGUGUUCUGUAGGACAUGUAACCGUUAUACCAUCACAUUAAGUUCUGCUAUAAUUUGUUAACUGAAGGUGUUCUGUCGGAAAUGUAGCCGUUAUACCAUCACAUUAGCUAAGUAGUGUUGCCAUGACGGUGUUAUUUCUGAGAGGUCUGAUGCUAGAGCCGGCUAGUUAUUGGGAGUUUGUUAAUCGAAGCUGUUACAAGCAGCGAUUCACUAAACCCCUGCCAGCAGUAAAUUCGUUAGUCUAGAUUCUGAAUAAUUGAUUAUAAUAUUCUUGAAAAUCUUAUCUCUGAUUACCUACAUCUAAAUCAUUGCAAGAUACUCAUUUCAAUGACUUACCUCCUCCUAGCAGCGUAUUGGUGAUUUAAAUAACUUAACUGCUGCUAAUCAUUAAACAGCGGCAAAUAACUAAACUGCUGCUACUAAUUAUACAGCGGCAUAUAACUAAACUUCUUUUAAUAACUAAACUGCUGCUAAUAAUUAUACAGCACAAAUAACUAAACUUCUGUUAAUAAUUAAACAGCGGCAAAUAACUAAACGUCUGCUAAUAAUUAAACAGCGGCAAAUAACUAAACUUUUGUUAAUAAUUAAACAGCGGCUAAUAACUAACCCCCAACUAAUGAUUAUACAGCGGUACAUAACUAAAUUUCUGUUAAUAACUGAACAGCUGCCAAUAGCGGAUUUGUUAUUCAAGAUUCUAAAUAACUAAUGCUAAUCUCCUUAAAAAACUUAUCUCUAACUCUCAACAUGUUAAUUAUUGCAAGUUAAUUUACAUAAAUAUAUGUAUUAUUGAUACGAGAUAUAUCAGGGCUAACUCAAUAAAAUCAAUUAUGAUGAAAUAGCCUAAAAUCAAUCUAAAACGACAGCAAAUUCAACGAAGCAGGCAAUGAGAGAGCCGCUAGGGUGCUAAUUACAAAGAUGGUUGUGUAUUGUCCGAAAUAUUGCCGAAACAGUGCCAGACGGGGUUCUAUGAGCCCGUAGACCCCUCCUAACCCAGAAGUAUCUAAUAAUUUACAUGGUGAAGUAUUUCAGGGACAUGCAAGUGAUAUUCUAGUAUUCAAUGUAAUGCAAAUUCUCGCGUUGUACUGCUGCAAAUAACAAAGUCCACUUUAUUUACAAUCAUAUCUAGCUUGCAACCAUAUAGACGAUUGUUACACAACGUUGUGUAGUAUCAAAACUCUUGUCAGCUUUACCUCUGUUAUAGAUAUGAACAAAUUGAUAUUCUAAACUUUCAACAAUUAUUUGAAAAGUUCAAUUUGCCUUGCAUAUAAAGAAAAUACAGAUAAAUAUCUCUAUAAUUGGCAGAAAAUGGUGUAAUUGUUAUUAGACCGUGAAUUUCUUAACAGACAACAAUUAUUGAAAAUUCAGCUAAUUGUGUUCUGCUUUUCUUAAAUAUUUACGUUUUGAUAAUUUUUAUUUCAAAUCUUAUCGCUAAUACCAACAAUACUGGCAGUUUGUUGUUGCAGAUGGUGAAUACUAUAUUGUAUAGCAUUAUUCUUAUCAUUGACAUAAAGUUGACUAAACUUAUUCAAUAAAAGCGGUCCGAGAAUGUCCUUUAUCUCUUUCGUCCAUAUAUCCUAAUUACAAACAGGCGGCCAUUUUUAUGACAAAGCUUAUGAUUCCUAAAUCAUAAAUACAUUUAUAUAUAUGUAUAGAAAUAUGUCUUCAAAGCUCACUGGAAUUAUCGUUUAAAAAAAGUUAAAAUAAGACAUUGGAAAUAAGUGGAAAGACAAACCUGUUGAGAAUGUCUACAAUAGACUCGCUAUACAACGCAUCGCUGUUGCUAAAGAUUGCCAUCGGAAUAUCAUGUGUUAGUUGGUUCUUCCACCUUUUUGGUUUUGCUACGCCCUAUUGGUCGACAGCGCACUAUUUUUCAUUUUUUGGAAUCGAUGUUCAUUUUGGUCUGUGGUACUACUGUACAGGAGGAGAUUGUAAAAAUUAGGGGAAAGUGCAAAGUAAGUGGUAUUGCUUAUUUAUUUUGUACGUAAACGGAGUGUUUUCUCUCUAUCAAACCGUUCCAAGGUUCGUAGAACUUGCCUGGGGUUCACAACCUGAAAAUAUAUCUGUCGUAUGACAAAUAAAUGCAAAAUAUAGAAUCAAGAUAUAUAAAAUUCAAGUAUUUGUAUUAACAAUACAUUUUAAAAGCUAUCUAAUACAGUUUUAUAACUAUCCCUGACUUUAAAAAAGCUGUAAUAUAAGUUAAAAAAUACCCCAACAAAACCAACAAUAUCACAACCUUAUACUUAUAUGACAUUAUCGACAUGUCAGUAGUAAUACAUGUAGAUGGACCGGCGUUGUGUCAUUAAUUAUUCACAAAAUACCUCUUCAUUAUCCGCUGUCCAAUUAUAUCCAAAACAUCACUCGCCCAACAAAAAUUACGAGGAAUAUUUCCAAAUUAUCCUACCUAACUCUUUUACCACUGAAGACGCAUUUGCACGCUUCCAAAUCAAAGGUUGGAAUAGUUCAUUUUGAAAUUUCAUGGGGGAAUGAGUUAAAUACCACUCGGCUAAAGAGAAAGAUCGAGCUGAGCCAGAUACUCUUCUAAAUAUCUGAAUCCUGAAUGACGAACUGUACGAUGUCACUGGCUAAUAGUACAUUAUUCGCGCCAGAAUAUCGUUUUGAUCACUUCUGGAACAUACACCGCUAUCAAGGGUCACGUAUAUGAUAACCAACGACGCCUCAAUGAAGGUAUUACAAUGAUGGUCAAUAGAACUAGCCCCAAUACUUCCUUAAAUGUACAUUAUAAUAUCAAAAAUCAAUUAAAUAGCUCAAGGGCGGCUGCAUUCACCAAAGCGAACUUAUUCGAUGCUUAUACAAGAUAACAUAAAAAGGUAGAAAUAAAACAAUCAAAAUUACCUCCCUUUUUAUAUGUUUAUCUUGAAAUUGAGUAGUCUGAAAAAAUUGAAAAAGUAUUCCUAUGGAAAAAGUAGGACUUUUGGCCUUGAACCAAAGUAAAGAAUGAGAUUUUAAACAAAUACACUUUCAUCUUUAUAAACCAUUCGUAUCACUAUAUUACCGAAAUUCAUAUUCACUGGUUUUCGUUAAUUUUCGUAUUUAAAGAUUUUUCAAUACAUCAUAUGAAACAGAGCUAAGGUUUUCGCCAUCCGUCCUUGAGGCAAAAGUAACUGUAUCCCUUGCUGCUAGAAAAAAAUAAGACAAUCUAAAUACAAACAAAUAAUAGAAAUAAGAACUGUUUUGUAUACAUCAUUUCUAUCUUUUUAGAUUUUGAUAAAUGAACACAUAUUUCGAGUGAGUGACGUUCAUUAGAUAAACGUUAAAAAAUCCUGCCUAAGCAUUAAAUAAAGCUUCAUACGAACAAUUGUCAGCAUUUUCGACUUUUCCGUUUUGCGUUGUAAAUUAUGUCUUCAUAAAAAAAAAUCAGUAAAUGUCUAAUGCAAGGGAGAUUAUUCGUACAACAUGUUAGAAAAAAUAAUUGAAAUCAUAAAUUUCCCGUCAAAAAAUCAUCAAUUUGUCGUUGAAGGAAUUUGAUUAAAUACUGAACAUAGCGUCCUAAUUUAUGAUAAAACUUGAAUAAAAAAUGAAACAAACAGACAAAUCUGCUCAUAUUAACUUAUCUGCGCCAGAUAUGUGUCUGGCGGAGCAGAGUUUGGGCCGACUCAUCAUGCAAUAGAAUAUGGAACAUGUAAUGAUUUAUGAUGAAAAAGGAACAAAUGGGAACAUUAAGAAGGGAGAAAACUCAAAUUCUGCCUUCGGCUAACGCAAGCCGAGGGCCUUAUUAUUUUCAAAAUAAUUCUUUUAUAUUUCUUAUAUAGUUUUUAUGUUAUGUAAUUAGUUUUUUUUCUGUGUCUCGAUAAAUGAGCGGAUUGCUCCGAAAAAUUGACAACAUCAUAUUGUCCACACUGUAAGAAUGACUUCCUUGCCCCAUGUGUAUAUAGGUAAGACAUAGGUUUGUUUUAAUCUGCAUGCGUAAGAUUGAGAAGAAAACGUUUUUGACAUUUGUACUAUUAUAUUUCUCCCGUUAUUUCUCACGUUAGUUGUGUGAAGUGACGACCUAUUCAAGCGACAGAUUCCAAAGGAAGGAACUAUAAUACUUUUAAUCAUAUUUUUAAGAAGCAAACAAAGUUGUGGAAGAAUAAUACAUUCUGACAAGGAUUUAAAUGGUAUAAAAUGCUUCUGAAUGAACUUUGAUCCGUGGUAAAGCAAUAUAUUGACUUAUUGUUUGACGUACGUUUUAUUUACGUACAUUAUUUCCGGUUGUUGAAGCGAUUAAAUGUGCAUUAAUGAAUACAUUUGCAUAUCAAGAGCUCAUUAUCUGAAGUAGUGCCAAUAGCUGGCGGCGACACGCCUUAUCCCAACACGUGUGGGGUAAACUAUUAAUUUUCUAUAGCAGUAUAGGACUAUUUACACUGCUGUGACAUAUCAAAAGUGCUGUCAUGUACAUUGUAUACUAUGAUAUGAUUUUGAGUAUGUCCCGUUUAUACACUUUUUCUUUUGUUUGACGCACACCUGAUUGACCACUACAGUGUACCUAAGAGUAAAUAUAAACUCUUGCAAAUAUUGAAUAUUGUGAAUCAGUCUUGGCAACAACAUGCAAUCGUACCAGGUCAAAACAAGAUUGUAUUCUAACAUACAGUUUAGAUUUGUGUACUUAUGUUAAUGCAUGUAUGUGUACUUAUGUAAACAAUCAAUUUAUUGAUGUGACGGAGUAAAAAUAAAAGUCACCUGUGCUGACUUUUGCAUGGGUAAGUCAUAAAGGACAAACCAACUUACAAACAGGUACAUAAUUAACCAUACACCUGUGACGCUAGCGUAUGACUUGGAAAGUGUUUUACAAAGUACAGUUCUAGCGAUAGUCUUAUCAAAAUGCAACGGUAUCAUUUGGACGAUAAGUUAAUGAGGAGGAAGUUUUUAAUAUAUACAUAGGAAACUGAAACUGUAAUAUUGAUGAUAAACAUUCCGCGAAAGCUCAGAUGGUUAUUAAAUGUUACUACAUGGUACUGCAUGGUACUGCAACUGCAUGGUACUGCAUGAUGCUGCAUGGUAGAACAUAGCAAUACAUGGUACUACGUGGUGAUAUAUAGUUCCUCAUUGUAGUACAUGGUACUGCAUGGUACUGCAUGCUAGAACAUGGUAGUAUAUGGUACUACGUGGUGCUAUAUGGUACUGUAUGAUUCUUCAUCGUACUUCAAGUACUGCAUGGUAUUUGCAUAGUAUAAUUGAUGUGACGGAGUCAAAUUAAAUCCACGUGUGUUGAACUCUGCAUGGGAAAGACAUAUUGUACAAUCCAACUUACAAACAGGUACAUAAUUAACCCUACACCUGUAACGCUAGCGUAUGAAUAGAAAAUGUUAUACCAUGUACAGUACUAACGAUAGUAUAAUCAAAAUUCAACGGUAUCAUUUGGACGAUAAGUUAUUGAGGAAGUGUUUGAUAGUUAUACAUGGGGAACUGAAACUAUAAUUGUGAUGAUAAACAAUCCGAAAAAGCUCAGAUGCUAUAGAAUGUGUUUACAUGGUACUGCAUGGUACUACGGGGUGCCACAUGGUACUGCAUGGUACUGAACUGCAUGGUACUACAUGAUACUACAUGAUACUACAUUGUACUACAUGAUAAUGCAUGGUACCUCGUGGUACAACAUGGUACUGUAUGGUACUAUAUGGUACCACAUAGUGAUACCUGUUAGCUGCUUUACAAAUCAUUUCACUGACAUCCACUGAGAGUCACUCCCUAUAUUUACACAGUAUAGGGAAAGAGUGGCGAUUGAAGCAACCGGAUUUUGCUUCUGUUAUCGGAAGAGGGCGGUUAUUUCCUAUUUCCUAUUUCGUAUCUGUUUUAACUGAAAUGAUAGAUAUGACUUUUCCAUACGCGAUAUCGUGAUCAAUUUCAGGAAUCAUUUCCGCCUAUCCGAGGUUUAAAUCUGAAAAAAAUUGUGUAAUUUGACUUUGGGAAACAGAUAGUGUUUCACAUAAAGCGUAUGGUGAUCAGUAGAAGGGGAACACGUGCUGUGCGUUCAAAAUAAGGUCUUCUACAACGUUAAAUCCUUUUGUUUUGGAAAUUAUGUACCUUAAAUUAUUUUUUGCGACUUUUCGACUCCUUUUUACUAAAAAACACGACCCUAUCCCUAUCAACGGCAGUUUAGAGAAGAGAAAGCUUAUUAUGUUAGAAACCAAAGUAAAAAUAAUGCAAAAUCAAGUGUGUUUUUUUUCAGAUCUGCACACGCCCUUUUUGGUUUUUCUCAGAUAUGCCUUUAGUGUUACGCUAAUAAUAAAAAAUGUUAGAAGAUGGAUCUGUAUGCUCAGUAUAUGUGAUGCCGUACAGUUUAUAAAUAUAUGAAAUUCGUAAGUUUAACUCGUUGAUGAGGCUGUAGUCUUCUUUUUUUUUCGACUGCGUGGAGGUGGUAUAAUGAUACUUAUGUCGCAGAUAAGGCUUUACGCUCCAAAUUGUAGAUCAGAUAGCAGAUGUUAUAGAAUGUGUUUACAUGGUACUGCAUGAUACUACGUGGUGCCACAUGGUACUGCAUGGCACUGAAUUGCAUGCUUCCUCGUAUUAAAACACGAUACUACGUGAUACUGCAUGGUACUACAUGAUACUACAUGAAACUACGUGAUACUACAUGAUACUACGUGAUACUACAUGGUAUUACAUGUAGUUUUACAAAUCAUUUUACUGAUAUCCACUUAGAGACACUCCCUAUAUUUACAUAGUACAGGGAAAGAGAGGCGAUUGAAGCGGACGGAUUUUGCUUCUGUUAUCGGAAGAGGGCGCUUAAUUCCUGUUUCCUUUUUAGUAUAUGUUCUAACUGAAAUGAUAGAUAUGACUUUUCCAUACGCAAUGUCGUGAUCAAUUUCAGGAAUUAUUUCCGCAUAUCAAAAAUAUAAAUCUGUAAAAAUGUGUACUUUGACCUCGGGAAACAGAUGGUGUUUCGCAUACAGCAGAUGGUGAUAAGUCGAAUGGGCACAUAUGCUAUGCGUUCAGAAUAAGGUCUUUUCUUCAACGUUAAAUAUAUUUAUUUAAAUAAUAUACAUUAAAUUAAUUUUUGCGAUUUUCGACCCCCUUUUACUCAAAAAACGACACUGUCCCUAUCAACGAUAAAUUGGAGAAGAGAAAGCUUAUUAUGUUAGAAACCGAAGCAAAAAUAAUUCAAAAUCAAGUGUAUUUUUCAGAUCAGCACACGUCCUUUUUGUUUUUUCUCAGAUAUGCCUGAAGUGUUAACGCUAAUAAAAAUAAAAUGUUAGAAGAUGGAGCUGUAUGCUCAGUAUUUCUAAUGCCGCACAUUCUAUAAAGAUAUGAAAUUCGUACAUGAGGUUAUACGGUCGGUAUUUGUGGCGGUGCAGAUACUAAAAUAAUAAUUUCAUAACACGUAAAGUCUUCUUAUUUCUGGAUGUGUAGAUGGGAUAAUGAUAUUUUGUUGUUGAUGAGGCUGUACACUCCAAAUUGUAUGCAGUAGAGAUGCUUAAUAACAAUAAGUUCGUAGAGAAGGCUGUAGGCUCCUUAUUUGUGGCGGUAUAGAAAGUUAUAUACAACUCGUUCUUGAGGUUGUAGGCUCCUUUUUUUGGCGUUGUAAUAGAUAUUAUGAUAUUCAAAUUGUUGAUGAUGUUUACGCUCCUAUUCGUGGUAUUGUAUAUGUUAUGAUGAUAUUGAACUCACAAGUGAGGUUUUAGACUCCUUAUUUGUGACUGUAAAGAUGCUAUAAUUGUAACGGAAAUUAGGUUGCGUGAUUCAUAUUCGUAACAAUGUUGAAAAUAAUAUUUAACUCGUACAUGACGUUGUAGGCUCCAAAUUUGCGGCUUUGAAGAUGCUUUAAUGAAAUUUAAGUGGUAGAAGAGGUUGUGUUCUCCUUAUUUGUGGCGUUGUAGAUGCUGGAGAUAAUAUGUAUAUUAAACUUGACCUAUAUAAACUACUGUUUAUUUGAUGUACAUUAUGCAUACACUAUAUCUUAUAUUACAAUCUGAAGCUUAUUAUCCCCAAUGUAACAUCUUUCCGGUUCAGUGUUUCGCUUGAACGCCGUCCGCCGGAGAUAAACACUUCUCCCACUUCAAGACACUCAUAUCAACGUGCUUUCUGGUGAUUCACAUAUCAAGUUUCUGUGUUGUUUCAAUGGCAUAAGAACUCAGGUUAUAAGGGCUUUCUCAAGUGAAUUUGAUGAUUGAGAAGCUCUAAAGGAUAAUCAAGCAUGUGGUUUGUACAUAGUAUGACAAAAAAUGUAAUAAAUAGUUUGAAUUUGAAAAAGCAUGCAAUAGAUGAACAUCACCAUAACCUGCGUUUGUGUCAUUUUACGUAUAGGCCAUUUGUAAAUAAGAGUAACCACUGAUUAUCUGUGUAUAUAGUACCGGUGUGUAGUAAACAGCAAAUUACUUGGCUACUAGAUAACUGUUGACUUAGCGUGUUAUUUGCACGUCAUUGCCUUCAAAUAUGAUUUCGCAAUAGAGCGAGCGUCAACAAUUACAUGACUGAAUAUAAGACUUGUAUCAGAUGCUGGAAAGUUAUUAUUUUCUCGAUAACCAAAUUGUUUAUCAUAUAAUAUACAUUCAUAUUUGUCAAGUCAUAUUUUGUGUGAAUGGAAAUAUAUGUAAAAUUCUUUUCUAAAGCACCUGUUGAACAGAAAUCGAUCAGUAAAUUAUCUUAGAUAGAACAUCAAUGAGCCAGCUGACUGCCAUUGUCGAAAUGGCAUUUAAGGAAUAAAUUAAACGUACACGUACGCCAGAAAGUUUUUGUAGCAUAUAAUUGUAGUUCAUCCAUAUAACGUUGUUCAACUACAACGCAUUUGAUUGGAUUGCGUUGAACAGAAGACUGUACAAUAAACCGUCGUUUUUCCUAUCGCGCUGUCGUUUCCACGAUCAUAUCCCCCUUUUCUACCGUUAAUUUGUUGUUUUUAUUAUGGUAUAAGUAACAAUGUGUUGACAUUGUUUGGAAGAAAUUAUGAUUCUUUGUUAACCUUAAGCGUUUUAUUCCCCCUUUAUCCUAGUAGCGAGUGUACAAAUAUUCAAAUAUUCCCAAAACAAAUAUAUAACUAUGUGAAUGUGUCAUAGAUGAGAGAUAUUACUGCCUAGCAAUAAUAGUUUGUUUCUAUUGUUGAUUUUUAUUCCAAGACAUGGCUAAAUAAAAAUUGCAUGUGUAAAUCAUAGGCAUAGCUAACAAAAGAAGAAAACGUGGUACAUGGUGUAGAUCAUAUCUUAAAUAAUAUAUGGUGAAUUGAAUAGCACACAAACAACGUAUGUCAUUACAGAAUAUGAACAUAUUGCGCCAAGUUUUACGUUAAGGUGUGAUACAGAUCGAGCUAUAUAGAAAUAUGUCCCGGGAUACCCUUUCUAGGGAAUUAAAAUACAAAUAAAAUAUCUGGAAAAUAUUGAAUAUUGUACAUCAAUCUUAUCAACAUCUUGUAAUAGUACCAGGUCAAAAAGGAUGUUAUUUUUUAAAACAUCUAUAAUUUUGGACUUACGUGAUAAACUAUUAAUAUGUGUACUUAUGCUAUCAAACAACUGAUUGAUGUGACGGAGUCAAAUUAAAUCCACCCGUUGACCUCUGCAUGGGAAAGACAUAAAGGACAAUCCAACUUACAACCAGGUACAUAAUUAACCCUACACCUGUAACGCUAGCGUAUGACUUAGAAAAUGUUAUACCAUGUACAGUACUAACGAUAGUAUACUCAAAAUUCAACGGUAUCAUUAAGACGAUAAGUUUUGAGGAGGAAGUGUUUGAUAGUUAUACAUGGGGAACUGAAACUAUAAUUGUGAUGAUAAACAAUCCGAAAAAGCUCAGAUGUUAUAGAAUGUGUUUACAUGGUACUGCAUGGUACUACGUGGUGCCAAUUGGUACUGCAUGGUACUGAACUGCAAGGUUCUUCGUGGUACAACACGAUACUACGUCAUACUGCAUGGUACUACAUGGUACUACAUGAUACUACAUUGUACUACAUGAUAAUGCAUGGUACUUCGUGGUAAAACAUGGUACUGUAUGGUACUACAUGGUACCACAUAGUGAUACCUGGUAGCUUUACAAGUCAUUUCACUGACAUCCACUGAGAGUCACUCCCUAUAUUUACACAGUACUGGGAAAGAGUGGCGAUUGAAGCAACCGGAUUUUGCUUCUGUUAUCGGAAGAGGGCGGUUAUUUCCUAUUUCCUAUUUCGUAUCUGUUUUAACUGAAAUGAUAGAUAUGACUUUUCCAUACGCGAUAUCGUGAUCAAUUUCAGGAAAUAUUUCCGCAUAUCCGAGGUUUAAAUCUGAAAAAAUUGUGAAAUUUGACUUUGGGAAACAGAUAGUGUUUCACAUAUAGCGUAUGGUGAUCAGUAGAAUGGAAACACAUGCUGUGCGUUCAAAAUAAGGUCUUCUCUACAACGUUAUAUACUUCUUUUUUGGAAAUUAUGUACCUUAAAUUAAUUUUUGCGACUUUUCGACUCAUUUUUACUAAAAAAACGACCCUAUCCCUAUCAACGGCAGUUUAGAGAAGAGAAACCUAAUCAUGUUAGAAACCAAAGCAAAAUUAAUGCAAAAUCAAAUGUGUUUUUUUUCUGAUCUGCACACGCCCUUUUUGGUUUUUCUCAGAUAUGCCUUAAGUGUUACGCUAAUAAAAAAAUUGUUAGAAGAUGGAUCUGUAUGCUCAGUUUAUGUGAUGCCAUACAGUUUAUAAAUAUAUGAAAUUCGUACAUGAGGUUAUACGUUCAGUACUUGUGGCGUUGUAGAUGCUAAAUGAAGUUUAACUCGUUGAUGGGGCUGUAGUCUUCUUUUUAUCGACUGCGUAGAGGUAUAAUGAUAUCUAUGUCGCAGAUAAGGCUUUACGCUCCAAAUUGCAGGCAGUGGAAAUGCUUAAUAAUAAUAAACUCGUAGAGAAGGCUGUAGGCUCCUUAUUUGUGGCAGUAUAGAAAGGUAUCUACAACUCGUUCUUGAUGUUGUAGGCUUCUUUUUGUGGCAUUGUAAAAGUUAUAAUGAUAUCAACUUGUUGAUGAGGUUUUACGCUCCUUAUUCGUGGUAUUGUAUAUGCUAUGAUGAUAUUAAACUAAUAAAUGAGAUUGAAAACUCCUUAAAUAUGAGGUUGUAGAUACUACAGUGAUAUUCAACCUGUUGAUGAGGGUUUACGCUCCUUAUUUAUGGCAUUGUGUAUGUUAUGAUGAUAUUCUGAACAAAAAAAGAAACGCACAAUUAAAUUAUGCAAUCAAUAGCCUAU